Ipomoea triloba (trilobed morning glory) is the source of this 1600-nucleotide messenger RNA. Its product is annotated as S-type anion channel SLAH4-like. Bases 41 to 1222 code for a protein of 393 amino acids. The record is from RefSeq and is a predicted model, not a curated record. NCBI's taxonomy places the organism in Eukaryota, Viridiplantae, Streptophyta, Magnoliopsida, Solanales, Convolvulaceae. Gene Ontology annotation, cellular component: membrane. Gene Ontology annotation, biological process: transmembrane transport; intracellular monoatomic ion homeostasis. The transcript has 2 exons. Gene Ontology annotation, molecular function: voltage-gated monoatomic anion channel activity.
ACAACCAAACCCAAACGCUAAAGAUCACGUAUAGUACUAAAUGCUGCAUGCAAUUGCAAUGGCAAACCUUAACCAAGAAUCUCAACCCCAGGCUGAGGUUGUCGUGAAUGUCACAAGCACUAUUGAGUCUAUUGGCUCUUCCCCACAAAAUAAAACCGGAGUUCUUAUCAAAGCCAAGGCCUUAAUUUUGGCAAUCUUGAUGAAAUUGCAUGCGGGGUAUUUUCGUAUAAGCCUCUCUCUGUGCAGCCAGGCGUUACUAUGGAAAACGCUAAGCGAGCCGCCCUCAAACGGCGGCGGCGACAUUCACUCUUUAAGCCGAAUGCUCCACAGGCUGCCUUCCACGGCUUUCCUUGUCCUAUGGUCUUUAGCGCUCUUCACGCUGGUCUCGCUGUCUUUAAUCUACGCCGUCCGAUGUUUCCUCCGCUUCGACAUGGUUAAGGAUGAGUUCCUGAACCACGUCGGCGUGAACUACCUCUUCGCGCCGUGGAUUUCGUGGCUCCUCUUGUUGCAAGCCACGCCGUUCUUUAAACCCAAGACGGCUUAUUACCUGGUGCUUUGGUGGGUGUUUGUGGUCCCCAUCGUGGCCCUCGAUGUCAAGAUUUACGGCCAGUGGUUCACCAAAGGGAAGCGGUACCUCUCCGGCAUCGCCAACCCGACGAGCCAGAUGUCGGUGAUCGGAAACUUGGUCUGCGCUCGAGCCGCGGCUCAGAUGGGGUGGAAAGAGAGCGCCGUUUGCAUGUUUUCACUGGGCAUGGCGCAUUAUUUUGUCCUCUUUGUCACCCUGUAUCAGCGGUUGCCCGGAAGUAGCUCGAUUCCGGCGAUUCUCCGGCCGGUUUUCUUUCUCUUCUUUGCUGCUCCGAGCAUGGCAAGCUUGGCUUGGGACUCCAUCUCUGGAAACUUCGACAACUCGUCAAAGAUGCUAUUUUAUCUCUCCCUGUUUCUCUUCAUUUCCCUGCAGGUGUGUCGGCCGGCGUUAUUCAAGAAAUCCAUGAAGAAAUUCAACGUGGCAUGGUGGGCGUAUUCUUUUCCUUUGACGGCAAUGGCGAUGGCGUCGACGGAGUACGCGCAGGAAGUGAAGAGCACAGAAGCCCACAUCCUAAUGCUCAUUCUUUCUGGGCUUUCUGUGCUGGUUUUGCUUCUUCUUUUGCUGUGCACUGCACUCAAUACCACUUUGCUUCUCCCCGCCGACCACGACGAUGGCCAUUGCAGUAUUGUUUCUUAAUCGUUCUGAUCUGGUGUAUAUAUAUAUAUAUAUAUAUAUAUAGGUAUCUUGUUAAUUAGAUGAAGAAAGAUGAAGAAGGUCCCUUGAGCCAAUGAAACUCAGUCCAAAUUAUUGGGAAGAAUGAAGUUGAGGCUCUGAUCUUGGACUGAUAAUAUGCAUAUCCCAAGUUCCGUUCUAUAUAUCGUUGAAUUAAUGAUCCAUAUAUGUAUUGCGUAAUAAUGCGUAUACAUGGUAUCACUUCAACCUUUCAAAUUAUUAAUUAAGAUGAUUUUUUUUUUAAAUUUCUGGUCACUUUUUAUUUUAACAGAUAGCUAGGUAAUUUUUAUGUGUAAUAUUUAAUACAUUCAAUCUGAAAUAUAAGGAGCAUUAUAUUUUAUA